Molecule: messenger RNA, 835 nt
Organism: Triticum aestivum (bread wheat)
Lineage: Eukaryota; Viridiplantae; Streptophyta; Magnoliopsida; Poales; Poaceae
Exons: 4
Coding region: 160-528 (122 amino acids)
Source: RefSeq, a predicted model, not a curated record
GCAUUGCUAAAGCUUGGUCAUGGAAGAUGUUCUACCCGAGAGAAAAGAUACAAUGAGUCAACUAUACAAAUGAUUCUGUGAAUAUUCAGUACAUGCUUCUCUGAAUUUCGGUAAAGGUUGGUGGUACUGCUUAUCUGAAUUAACUUAUAUCUAACGGUCAUGGAAACAUCAAUACAGACAUUUAUGAACACUGUCAAGGUUAUUUUCGAGGAGAAUACCACUGAAAAAGUUGGAGCCUCUGUCAAAAUAUUAACAUGUGGCAGGUUGCUCUAUAUAUAUCCAUAUAAAAGAGGAUUCGUGUUACAUUAUAGCCGGCAAACGAGGCCAGACGUGUGCUCCUUGCUGCCAGCUCCGCCCUCCUCCACCCUAUCUCCUCGGAACGGGCAGCUCCAUCCAUCGGUACCUAGAAGCACAGAGGUUCGCCUCUACCACGAUGGCCACAUCACUGCAACCGAAACUCCACCAUUGUCCAGCCACCGACCCAGUGCAGCUCGACUCAAUCUGGACCAUAACCUCUCUGGGUGUUAGCAACAAUGUAUCUUCAAAAAUAAGCUUUGUUCAUGUAUAUUAUCUCUUUCAAUUUGAAAGAGAAAACAAGAAUAGUUUCAUUAUGGUUGUUCUGAAGGAAUGACAAGGCCAUUGAUGUUGUCAAGGUUAGUACAGGUACAUGCUUUAUCCUAUUGAUACUUUUCAACACAUACAACUUAGUCUUUGUGCUGGAAAAAGUUGAGCAUGAGUAUGCAGUUUCAGAAUGUGAUGGUCCUCUGUCUAAAAAAUUCUGAUAGGACAAAUACUGUGUCAUUUCAAUAUCAGAUUUUGGAGUUAAUAGGAAGCA